Penaeus indicus is the source of this 486-nucleotide messenger RNA. RefSeq names its product probable ATP-dependent RNA helicase ddx42. The record is from RefSeq and is a predicted model, not a curated record. The transcript has 3 exons. NCBI's taxonomy places the organism in Eukaryota, Metazoa, Arthropoda, Malacostraca, Decapoda, Penaeidae. The coding region runs from base 1 to 486 and encodes 161 amino acids.
AUGCAAGUACGAGUACCUAGGAGUUCGGCCGAGUGCGAAGGCGAGGGCGAGGGAGCGGAGAGCGCCGUUUCGGAUAACGUGGAUGGGGGCGAUUGCGCUCACACGAACGCUGGCGACAAGUCUUACACGAACGGCUCUUACGCGAACGACUCUCACACGAACGACUCUUACGCGAACGACUCUCACACGAACGACUCUUACGCGAACGACUCUCACACGAACGACUCUUACGCGAACGACUCUCACACGAACGACUCUUACGCGAACGACUCUCACACGAACGACUCUUACGAGAACGAGUCUUACGAGAACGACUCUUACGAGAAAGAUUCGUACGAGAACAACUCUUAUGCGAACGCAGGGACGAAGACAGGGUUAGUCCUAGCGGUGGGCGGCGGGUGGUGGGCGGCGGCGACAGAGAGGAUCUGGGCGCAGAACAAAACGGUCUUUCUUCGUAUCCGGCGAGAAGUAGGAGACCUGUCGUAG